Synchytrium microbalum is the source of this 3696-nucleotide messenger RNA. RefSeq lists its product as uncharacterized. Gene Ontology annotation, cellular component: U2 snRNP; nucleus. Lineage: Eukaryota; Fungi; Chytridiomycota; Chytridiomycetes; Synchytriales; Synchytriaceae. The coding region runs from base 1 to 3696 and encodes 1231 amino acids. Gene Ontology annotation, biological process: mRNA splicing, via spliceosome. Gene Ontology annotation, molecular function: protein binding; U2 snRNA binding. The record is from RefSeq and is a predicted model, not a curated record. The transcript is spliced from 16 exons.
AUGUUCACGUAUGCUCUGACACUUCAGCCUCCGACAGGCCUGAGUCUAUGUGUGCUGGGCAACUUUUCCGGCACAAAACAGCAGGAAAUCAUUGUCGCAAAGGGAAGCAUUUUGGAAUUACUAAAACUCGAUUCACAAACGGGAAAGAUAAACACCCUAUUGUCGCAUCAAGUAUUUGGCAUCAUACGCUCCAUCGCUCCCUUUAGAUUGACAGGUGCUUCAAAAGAUUACCUGAUUGUUGGAUCAGAUUCAGGACGAAUAGUCAUUCUAGAAUACAAUCCAGUAAAGAAUGUAUUCGAUAAGGUGCAUCAGGAGACGUAUGGUAAAAGUGGGGUUCGACGAAUAGUGCCCGGUCAACACUUGGCUGCUGAUCCAAAGGGUCGUGCCGUCAUGAUAGGUGCUAUGGAAAAACAAAAACUUGUAUACGUUCUCAAUCGUGAUUCAGCUGCCAAAUUGACCAUUUCGUCGCCUCUCGAAGCACAUAAAUCGAAUACUAUUGUACAUCAUAUGGCUCCUGUAGAUGUAGGAUUUGAGAAUCCUAUAUUUGCGUGUCUCGAAGUCGAUUAUACUGAUUCAGAUCAAGAUCCAACGGGGGAAGCAUUCAAUAAUACCGAAAAGCUAUUGGUGUAUUACGAGUUGGAUUUAGGUCUGAAUCACGUUGUGAGAAAGUGGAGCGAAGCCGUCAACCCAACAUCAAAUCUCCUUAUAACAGUACCAGGCGGCGUAGAUGGUCCAAGUGGCAUACUAGUAUGCUCUGAAAACUAUAUUACAUGGAGACAUCAGAACAACCCACCCCUACGAAUCCCAAUACCUCGACGAAAGGACGCUCUAUCACUAAAACCCGGCGCUAACGGUGAAAAUGCCGAGUCUUCCAAGUCAAUCAUAAUCGUAUCAUCCGUAGUACAUAAAUUGAAGCGAGGAUUCUUCUUCUUGCUGCAGACUGAAGAAGGUGACUUGUUUAAAUUGACGAUGGAUUAUAGGGUUGGAGCGGAUUUGGUUGUUGGGCCCGUUGAGAGUUUCAGGGUUAAAUUCUUUGAUACGAUACCAGUUGCUGCUGGAAUGUGUUUGUUGAAGAGUGGGUUUCUGUUUUGUGGUAGUGAAUUUGGCAAUCAAAUGCUAUAUCAAGUUGACAAUUUGGGUGAUGAUGACGACGAACAACCCGAAUUUAGCACAGCAGACUUCCCACAAGGUGAAGAUGCACCUGAAGUGACAGUCACGUUCCGACCAAGACCUUUACGUAACUUGACUGGAGUGGACGAGAUUGAGUCUCUUAGUCCGCUAGUAGAUGCCAAAGUACUAAACCUACGGGAUGAAGACACUCCGCAGAUAUACGGCUUGUGUGGACGAGGCUCGCGAUCCAGUUUCAGAAUAUUGCGACACGGAUUGGAAGUCAAUCAAGUUACAGAUCCUGCUGAAUUACCUGGUAAUCCUAAUGCAGUAUGGACUGUACGAGCUACUUCAAGAGAUGAAUUCGAUUCGUAUAUUGUUGUAUCGUUUGUGAAUGCCACGUUGGUGUUGUCGAUUGGUGAGACUGUGGAGGAGGUUACGGAUACUGGGUUCCUGGCUACUACUCCCACGUUAACUGCUGGUCAAUUGGGAGAUGAUGCGCUCGUACAGGUGUACCCACAAGGCAUCCGUCACAUUCGAUCUAAUCGUCGUGUCAGUGAAUGGAAAUCACCAGGAAAUAAGGCUAUUGCUCGUGCUGCUUGCAAUCAGCGACAGGUCAUUAUUGCCUUGUCAAGUGGCGAAUUGGUGUAUUUCGAAUUGGACAUGACGGGUCAAUUGAAUGAAUUUCAAGAGCGACGUGAAAUGCUGUCGCCUGUUACUGCUCUUGCAUUGGGGCCUAUUCCUGAAGGUCGUCAAAGGUCCAAGUUUGUGGCGGUUGGAUGUGCUGAUACUAGUGUGCGAAUUCUAUCAUUGGAUCCAGAUACCUGUUUGACGCCUCUAGCUACUAUGGCCCUAUCCGCAGUCCCGGAAUCCCUCUGUAUUGCCGAACUGAUGGAUACAGGAGCUGAGCGAGCUCAAGGCACUCUAUAUCUGAAUGCCGGUCUCAACAAUGGUGUACUGACGAGAGCAACAUUGGAUCCGACUACUGGUGAAUUGAGUGAUACUCGAUUACGAUUCUUGGGUGCCCGAGCCAUCAAAUUGCAUCGUAUUAGUAUACAGGGUGCUUCUGCUGUAUUGGCUUUGUCGACACGGCCGUGGUUGAUGUAUACUUUCCAGUCAAGGACUCGUUUGAUACCGUUGAGUUAUGAGCAAUUGGAAUACGCAUCAAGUUUCAGUUCUGAGCCAUGUCCAGAAGGAGUCGUGGCUAUUGUUCAAAAUACAUUGAGAAUCUUGACGGUUGAGAAGCUGGGGGACGUCUUCAACCAAUCUGUCGUUCCAUUAUCAUACACACCACGUAAAUUCGCUGUACAUGAACCAAGUCGAAACGUCAUUAUAGUCGAAGCUGAUCAUAACACAUGGUGUCCAUCUGACAAGAUCAAGUUGUUGUCUGGAGAAGACGAUGAUAGAAUGGAUGUUGAAAGUGAUGAUGGUCAAGCAGCAGCUCCAAAUAUCAGAUCAGAGCCAGCUGAAGAGUUACCACCGGAUCAAUUUGGAUUGCCACGAGCUGAAUCUGGGAAAUGGGCAUCGUGUAUACGAUUGCUGAAUCCAUUGACUGGAGAGACUCUCCAAGUUAUUCAAUUAGAUGAAAAUGAAGCUGCUUUCAGUGUCACUGUAUGUCGAUUUGCUAUUUCACCAACUGAAUUGUUUGCUGUUGUUGGAACCGCCAAGGAUACUAUCUUGUCUCCUCGCAGCUGUAGUUCAGGCUUCUUGAGGAUAUAUAGUAUUGCGAUGGAUGGAACGUCGUUGACGUUUGUGCAUAAGACUGCCGUUGAAGACAUUCCAAGUGCCUUAACACCCUUCCAAGGUCGUGUAUUGGUUGGCAUGGGUAAAAUAUUACGUAUAUAUGAAAUGGGAAAGAAGAAGCUGUUGAGAAAGUGUGAAAAUCGGCAAUUCCCCAACUGUAUAAUAACUCUACACACUCAAGGAGAUCGAAUCAUUGUCGGUGACAUUCAAGAGUCUGUGCAUUAUUGCGCAUUCAAACCCAAUGAUAGUCGAAUCAUUAUAUUUGCAGAUGACACUACACCACGAUGGUUGUCAUGUACUACUCAAGUUGAUUAUGAUACCAUGGCUGGUGGAGACAAGUUUGGUAAUUUCUUUAUAGUGCGAUUACCAUUGGAGGUAUCGCAAGAAGUUGAUGAUGAUCCUACUGGAACUAAAUUGCUGUUUGAGAAACCCCAUUUGCAAGGUGCUGCUCACAAGUUGAGUCGACUUGUAGAAUACUAUGUAGGAGACACAAUCACAUCAGUACAAAAGACCGUUCUCGUCCCCGGAGGCCGCGAAGUAAUCCUCUACACAACCCUCUUUGGAUCUGUAGGAGUCUUCAUCCCCCUCGUAUCCAAAGAAGAUGUCGAAUUCUUCCAAUCUCUCGAAAUGCACAUGAGGCAAGAAGCACCACCAUUAUGUGGUCGUGAUCAUCUUGUAUAUCGAUCGUCGUAUGUGCCUGUACGGGGAUGUAUUGAUGGAGAUUUGUGUGAGCAGUUUAAUUUGCUGCCUGCUGAAACACGACGACGCAUUGCGGAGGAGUUGGACAGGACGGCACAGGAGGUCUCUAAGAAGUUGGAGGAUUCGAGGACGAGGGUUGCGUUUUAG